Molecule: messenger RNA, 1319 nt
Organism: Camelina sativa (false flax)
Lineage: Eukaryota; Viridiplantae; Streptophyta; Magnoliopsida; Brassicales; Brassicaceae
Source: RefSeq, a predicted model, not a curated record
AAAAUAUUGCAUGAGCGGUUAAGAUAUCAAUUUAAACACACGAUGUCUCUCAUCUCUCUCUCUCUUUUCUCUCGUUGUUGUGAUAUAAUCUAAGGUUUCUAAAUCUCAACUUUUGUUGUCUCCUUAAAAUUUUUCUCAGAAACAUCUCUCCGUCAUUUGUUCCUUAGUUUUGUAAUCAAUCUUCACGACUCCUCAGGCACUCUACUGGGAAUAUCUCUGUCUUUUCCUUUCUCCUUCAUUUCCUCUCUCACUCUUUCAAAAAUCCAGUAAUUAUUUUUAGGUACCUCGUUGAAGGUCAUAUGAGAACAGGAUCGGAGGUUCUCCAACGAUCGGAGUUGUUUCUUGAGAGGGAAUGGCUUCAACACCUUGUGCGGCAUGCAAGCUCUUGAGGCGCAAAUGCACUCAAGAAUGUGUGUUUGCGCCGUAUUUUCCACCGACUAAUCCUCAAAAGUUUAUAUGUGUUCACCGAGUCUUUGGAGCAAGCAAUGUAACAAAGAUCCUUAACGAUCUCCACCCUGACCAACGUGAAGAAACUGUUAAUUCUCUCUUCUAUGAAGCCGAGGCGCGUAUACGUGACCCAAUCUAUGGAUGCGUUGGACUCAUAUCCUUCUUACAACAAUACCUCAAGAAAGUCCAACAGGAUCUUGUCACUGCUAAAGAAGAGCUUUCUGGUUACAUGGGACCUGAUGCUGUGAUUCCGCCGCCUUACCUUCCUCCUCUAGGUAACAAUCCUCCACCCAAUUUCAUGAUGUCUAUGGAAGGAAUGCCACUUGGAGUGAUCCCUCAAGGAGAACCCUUGAUGAUACGUGAACCAAACUUGUCUCAGCAACAUCAACCGCAAGAUGAGCAGUUGCAAUUCAUGGCUUCUGAUGCACAGAGAAUUGCUGCAAUGAUGAUGGAGAGAGGGGAUCAACAAGGGAUGUUCAAUGGCUACGGAAUUGACAACAAUGGGUCGGUUACAGCCACGGGUUAUAACCAAAUGGAUGUGAAUGAUCACGGUGCUGGUGGGUCGUUGUCUGGACCAUCUCUUGCUUUAGGAAGCUUUGGUGAUCCUUAUCAGAUGGGUCAAGAGGCAGACCAUGGUCAUAUCAACCAUGAUCAAAUUCAGACACAGCUCAUGCUUCAGCCUCCAUUACAAGAAGGUCAAGAGCAAACAGAGGUAGGACAGUUUCUGAUGCAACCAAUGGGACAAGAGAAUCUCCAUGAAGAAGAGGAGGAUGGAGAGCUUGAACCACCGGUUAAAUGGAGGAAAUCUGAGAACAAGGAAGCUAGUUUUUAAGAGACAAUUGCAAUAAAAGAAUCAAAUACACUUUUUUCAU